Messenger RNA from Plasmodium gallinaceum, 1659 nucleotides. RefSeq names its product plasmepsin V, putative (gene PMV). The coding region runs from base 1 to 1659 and encodes 552 amino acids. Gene Ontology annotation, molecular function: aspartic-type endopeptidase activity. The record is from RefSeq and is a predicted model, not a curated record. Gene Ontology annotation, biological process: proteolysis. Lineage: Eukaryota; Apicomplexa; Aconoidasida; Haemosporida; Plasmodiidae. The transcript has a single exon.
AUGAAUUUACCUUUUUUAAAGAAAAAAGUUCCCUUUUUGUUUUUUCUUUUUAUAUCAUUUCUAAUAGAUUAUGUAAUAAUAGAUAUAGCAUACAAAGAUAAUUUAUUUAAAAGAAAUGAAAAAAAAAAUAUAUAUAAAUAUAAAUUGUAUGGUGAUAUAGAUGAAUAUGCUUAUUAUUUUUUAGAUUUAGAUAUAGGUAUACCUGAACAAAGGAUCUCUGUAAUUUUAGAUACAGGAUCAUCUUCAUUAAGUUUCCCAUGUUCAGGAUGUAAUGAUUGUGGUAUUCAUAUGGAAAACCCAUAUCAUUCAAAUUACUCUAAAACUUCGUUAAUUCUAUAUUGUGAUAAAACAAAAUGUCCAUUCAAUUUAAAAUGUGUAAAGGGAAAAUGUGAGUAUCUUCAAUCUUAUUUUGAAGGAUCUCAAAUUUCAGGAUUUUAUUUUUCUGAUAUAGUUAGUAUGUUUUCAUAUAAUAAUGAAAAAAUAUCUUUUAGAAAAUUAAUGGGUUGUCAUAUGCAUGAAGAAAGUUUAUUUCUUCAUCAGCAAGCCACAGGAGUUUUAGGGUUCAGUUUAACAAAACCAAAUAACGUCCCAACAUUUGUUGAUUUAUUAUUUCAAAAUUCUCCAAAUUUAACCAAACAGUUUUCUAUUUGUAUAGCAGAACAUGGAGGAGAACUAAUCAUAGGUGGAUAUGAAGAAGAUUAUAUUGUAAAAAAUAUUAAAAAAGGAAAUAAUAAAAAGGAAAAUGAAAUAACAGCAAACAUUAUAAAUGAAGCAAAUCACAAUGAAUACGAAAAUGAUGUAAUCAAUAAAAAAAAUGAAGACUCAAAUGAAAUGAAGAGAAUAAAUGAAGAGAUAAAUAAUAUAAUAUGGGCAAAUAUAACAAGAAAAUACUAUUACUAUGUAAGAGUAAAAGGGUUUAAAUUUUAUGGUACUGAUUUUUUGGAUAACAAUGAAUUUGAUGUAUUGAUUGAUUCUGGUAGUACGUUUUCUCAUAUACCUGAAAGUGUUUAUAAUAAAUUAAAUUUUUUCUUAGAUAUCUUAUGUAUACCUGAUAUGAAUAAUGUUCUUGAUGUAAAUAAAAGAUUAAGAUUAACUAAUGAUUCAUUUAUCAAUCCUCUCCUUUUUUUUGAUGAUUUUAAUUCAGCUUUAAAAAAUAUAAUUGAAAAUGAAAAUAUGUGUGUUAAAAUUGUUGAUGAUGUUCAAUGCUGGAAGUAUAAAGAUUAUCUACCAGAUAUUUAUGUAAUUAUGUCAGAUAAUUAUAAAAUUCGAUGGAAACCUGAAUCAUAUUUAUAUAAAAAAGAAUCAUUUUGGUGUAAAGGAAUAGAAAAACAAGUAAAUAAUAAAGCAAUAUUUGGUUUAACUUUCUUUAAAAACAAACAAGUAAUUUUUGAUAUAGAAAAUUAUAAAAUAGGAUUUGUUGAAUCUAAUUGUCCAUCUUAUCCAAUUAAUACAAGACCAAAAACUUAUAAUGAAUAUAAUAAAAAAGAAAAUAUAUAUUUAAAAGUAUCUUAUUUUAACUUAUAUAGUAUGUUUAUUCUUUUUGCAUUGAUAUUGCUUCUCUCUAUUAUUUUUUAUCUGAAAAAAUUAUUUUAUAUGUACUAUUUACCUUUGCAAAAUGAAAAUGAAGAGACCAUGGAAAUAAGAAUGGAUAUGAAAUAG